AUGAAUGCUUUCACACAUUCGCAUGAGCCUAUCAUUAUUUCGUAUCACAACACAAGCGGCGAAUUCCAGUUGUAUCGCUUCAUAAUGUGUGUCAGCGUUCGUCAAGGUCAAUUACUCUUGCGUCCGUUAAUCCAGUACUUGCUAACCCUUGUAACCGCGAUGGAUUUAUUCGUGGUGCUUGCAAUCGGCACCAUAGUUCUGCUUAUCUAUCACUAUGUUUCACAAAAAUAUCACUACUUCCUCGCGAAACCAAUACCAUGCCUGAAGCCAACAUUCCUGCUCGGCAGCAGCGGGCCGGCCCUCUUCCGCAAACGGGACAUAGCGACACAUUUUCGGCUGAUUUACAACACACACCCGGAUUCCAAGCUAAUCGGGUUUUACGACUUCACCAGUCCAUCCUACCUGGUGCGUGACCCGGAUGUGAUUAAAAAAAUCGGCGUAAAAGAUUUUGAUUUCUUCACCGACCAUACGCCGCUGGUUCCGGCUGAUGAAACGGCUACCGGUGAAGUCGGAGAGGAAAGUCUAUUUCUGAACACGCUUUUUGCCCUUCGCGGUCAAAAGUGGCGCGAUAUGCGUGCAACCCUUAGUCCGGCUUUUACCGGUAGUAAAAUGCGGCACAUGUUCCAGCUGGUCGCCGAAUGUGCCCGGUCUAUGAACGGUUUCUUCGCUGCGGAGGCCAAGACUGGAAAACGGUUAGAGUGCGAAAUGAAGGAUACUUUUUCGCGAUUCAGCAACGAUGUUAUCGCUACGGUUGCGUUCGGAAUACAGGUAAAUUCGCUGAAGGAACGAGACAACGAGUUCUACGCGGCCGGCAAAGAAAUGGUAAAUUUUCAAUCGUUCACUAUCAUUAUGAAAUUUAUGUUGAUGGCUUUCGCGCCUCGGUUGAUGAAGAAAUUGAAAAUCGACUUUUUAAGCUCUAAACUAAAGAAGUAUUUCAAAGAAAUGAUUCUGGAUAACAUGAAACAACGCAAUGUCCACGGCAUUGUCCGGAACGAUAUGAUAGACAUACUCAUGCAAGUACAGAAAGGUGUACUGGAACACCAGAAAAAUGAAAAAGAAACCAAAGACGCCGGAUUCGCUACGGUUGAAGAGUCUGCCGUAGGAAAGUCUACCAAUUCACGAGUUUGGACGGAGAAUGAAUUGAUCGCACAAUGUUUAUUGUUUUUCCUUGCCGGAUUCGAAACCGUUUCAACGUGUAUGACCUUCCUUACAUAUGAGCUGUUGGCCAAUCGGGAUGUUCAAGAUCGACUGCAUCGGGAGAUUCAAGAAACUGAGCAUUCACUGAAUGGAGUACCUCUCAGUUAUGAAGUACUGCUGCGGAUGCCAUACAUGGAUAUGGUCGUAUCGGAAGCUCUUCGACUGUGGCCACCAGCCGUCUUUUCGGAACGUUCUUGUAGCAAAAAUUAUCUUUACGACGACGGAGCUGGGACGCGGUUUACCAUCGAGAAAGGACGUACGCUUUUGAUCCCUAGUUUCGCCAUUCACAGGGACUCGAAGUACUGGGAAAGGCCGGAUCAGUUCGAUCCGGAACGAUUUAGCGAAGAGAACCGAUCGAAAAUUAAUCCUGCAGCUUAUAUUCCAUUCGGGAUUGGACCACGUAACUGCAUUGGAUCCCGGCUGGCUCUGAUGGAGGUAAAACUGAUUGUUUACUAUUUGCUGAGAGAUUUUUCCUUGGAACCAACGGAGAAAUCGGAGAUUCCGCUGAAACUGAAGAAAGUAAUGUUCGCUAUGAUACCGGAGAGUGGAGUUUGGUUGGAGGUGAAACCAAGAAGAGAACCGUAAACAUGUUCGAUUUAGAUGAAUCAUGAUUUCAAAAAGGAAAUUCUUAAGAAAAUGUCAGAUGUUAACCUUCACCUACUAAAUUCACCUUUCCCCAUUCAGUGGAUCUACAAAGUGAUCGUAAAUCGAACCAAAGAAAAAUCCUGUAAUCAUUGCGAAAAUAUUUAAACCGAUCACAUCAGAUCUUUAUUGUUGCAAACGUGACUUUAAAUAAUUUGAAAGUUUUUGAUCAACAACUUUUACAAUUUUUAUCAUUUUGAUCAAUUUUUUGUUAAAUUCUGCUGUACCAUAUUUUUUCAGUUUUUAAAGACUUGGGAUAGGGGUUUCAUAAAA
Molecule: messenger RNA, 2112 nt
Organism: Sabethes cyaneus
Lineage: Eukaryota; Metazoa; Arthropoda; Insecta; Diptera; Culicidae
Product: probable cytochrome P450 9f2
Exons: 3
Coding region: 1-1782 (593 amino acids)
Molecular function (GO): monooxygenase activity; oxidoreductase activity, acting on paired donors, with incorporation or reduction of molecular oxygen; iron ion binding
Source: RefSeq, a predicted model, not a curated record